Pelagomonas calceolata is the source of this 591-nucleotide messenger RNA. NCBI's taxonomy places the organism in Eukaryota, Pelagophyceae, Pelagomonadales, Pelagomonadaceae. The record is from the annotation of a GenBank genome assembly.
AUGGCUCGUCUCGCAAUCACCGCACUCCUCGCAACCGGCACGGCCUUGGUGCCGCCCGUCACCAGGAUAGCGCAGCACAAGCUGCGCGCCGUCGACGAGGCGACGGCCCUCCUUGAGCAGGCCGCCGCCUUGCGAGCGGAAGCGGACGCGCUCGCCGCCGAGGCGAUGCCGCCCGCGCCGGCGCCGCCGCCGCCGGCGCCCGUCGCCGUCGCCGAGCCCGUCGUCGAGGCGAAGGAGCUCACGCCGGAGGAGAAGACGCAGCGCGAGAUCGAGAACCGCAAGAAGAUCACGGAAGCGCUCCGGGCGGCCACGAAAGCCCGCAACAAGGAGCAGAUCCAGAUCGCGCUGGCGACGGCCGAGAAGGCCGGCGGUUUUUCGAGGGACAACCUCGACAUCAUCGCAGCCGUCCAGGCCUUCAACGAGCUCAACGAGCUGUCCGACGAGGUGCGGAACAAGCUCGUCGCCGACAUGAGGAAAAGUGAUCCUAUGUCGGCCGAUUACCAAGGGGGCGGCAACCUCUACCUCGGUAUUUUCGGCCUCAUGACCGUGCUCGUCAUCGCGGGGGGCAAAGGUAUCUUCUACUGAUAUGUA